Lagopus leucura (white-tailed ptarmigan) is the source of this 4363-nucleotide messenger RNA. It is a transcript of the gene SUZ12, whose product is annotated as SUZ12 polycomb repressive complex 2 subunit. The record is from RefSeq and is a predicted model, not a curated record. Gene Ontology annotation, molecular function: chromatin DNA binding. Bases 1 to 2364 code for a protein of 787 amino acids. NCBI's taxonomy places the organism in Eukaryota, Metazoa, Chordata, Aves, Galliformes, Phasianidae. The transcript is spliced from 16 exons. Gene Ontology annotation, cellular component: nucleus; ESC/E(Z) complex.
AUGGCUCCUCAGAAGCACGGUGGAGGCGCGGGGCCCAGCUCGGGCUCUGCCGGCUGCGCGGCCGGAGGAGGAGGUGGAGGCGGCGGCGGCGGAGGAGGAGGAGGAGGAGGAGGAGGUGGCGGCGGCGGCGGCGGCGGCGGCGGCGGUGGUGGUGCUGCUGCUGCUGCUGGCGGCGGCGGCAGCGGCAGCGGAGGCGGAGGGUUCGUGGGCUCCGCCGCGGCGGCGGCUCCGGCCGGUAAAUCCGGUGGGGCGGCGGGAGGAGGCGGCAGCGGCGGAGGAAGCGGUUACUCGGGCGGUUCCUCGGCCUCCUCGGCGGCGGCGGCGACGACGGCCGCGCUGCCCCCCGUGAAGAAGCCGAAGAUGGAGCAGAUCCAGGCCGACCACGAGCUCUUUCUUCAGGCCUUCGAGAAACCAACACAGAUAUACAGAUUUCUACGGACCCGGAAUCUCAUAGCACCGAUAUUUUUGCACAGAACUCUUACUUACAUGUCCCACAGAAACUCCCGAACAAAUAUCAAAAGGAAAACGUUCAAAGUAGAUGAUAUGUUAUCAAAAGUAGAGAAAAUGAAGGGAGAACAAGAAUCUCACAGCUUGUCUGCUCAUUUGCAGCUUACGUUUACUGGUUUCUUCCAUAAAAAUGAUAAGCCAUCACAAAACUCAGAGAAUGAACAAAAUUCUGUAACCCUGGAAGUACUGCUUGUGAAAGUCUGCCACAAGAAACGAAAGGAUGUCAGUUGUCCAAUAAGACAGGUUCCUACAGGUAAAAAGCAGGUGCCUUUAAACCCAGACCUCAGUCAAAUCAAACCAGGCAACUUCCCAUCACUUGCAGUUUCCAGCAAUGAGUUUGAACCAAGCAACAGCCACAUGGUGAAGUCUUACUCAUUGUUAUUCAGAGUAACUCGCCCAGGAAGAAGAGAUUUUAAUGGACUGAUUAAUGGCGAGACUAACGAAAACAUUGAUGUCAAUGAGGAGCUUCCAGCUAGAAGGAAAAGGAAUUCUUCGAAUCGUGAAGAUGGAGAAAAGACAUUUGUAGCACAGAUGACUGUAUUUGAUAAAAACAGGCGACUGCAGCUUCUGGAUGGAGAAUAUGAAGUGGCCAUGCAGGAAAUGGAAGAGUGUCCCAUCAGUAAGAAAAGAGCAACAUGGGAAACAAUACUUGAUGGGAAGAGGUUGCCCCCGUUUGAAACAUUUUCUCAGGGACCCACACUUCAGUUUACUCUUCGUUGGACAGGAGACACAAAUGAUAAGUCUACAGCUCCUAUAGCCAAGCCUCUGGCAACACGGAAUUCUGAAAGCCUGCCUCAAGAGAACAAACCCAAUUCUGUUAAACCUACUCAGACUAUAGCUGUGAAAGAAUCCUUGCCAGCAGACCUUCAGACAAGAAAAGAGAGAGAUGUUUUAAAUGAACCUCGACAAAAGUUGCGAAUAUUUUACCAGUUCCUUUAUAACAACAACACCAGACAGCAGACUGAAGCCCGAGAUGACUUGCAUUGCCCGUGGUGCACGCUGAACUGCCGGAAACUGUACAGUUUGCUCAAACACCUUAAACUUUGUCACAGCAGAUUUAUCUUUAAUUAUGUUUACCACCCGAAAGGCGCUCGGAUCGACGUGUCCAUCAACGAGUGCUACGACGGCUCGUACGCGGGGAACCCGCAGGACAUCCACCGCCAGCCUGGGUUUGCCUUCAGUCGCAAUGGGCCGGUCAAAAGAACUCCUAUCACACACAUACUCGUAUGCAGGCCAAAGCGUACGAAAGCAAGUAUGUCUGAAUUUCUGGAAUCUGAAGAUGGAGAAGUAGAACAGCAGCGAACGUACAGCAGUGGGCACAAUCGCUUGUAUUUCCACAGUGACACAUGUUUACCUCUCCGUCCACAAGAAAUGGAAGUAGACAGUGAGGAUGAAAAGGACCCUGAAUGGCUACGAGAGAAAACCAUUACUCAAAUUGAAGAGUUCUCUGAUGUUAAUGAAGGAGAGAAAGAAGUGAUGAAAUUAUGGAAUCUUCAUGUUAUGAAGCACGGGUUUAUUGCUGACAAUCAAAUGAAUCAUGCCUGUAUGCUGUUUGUUGAAAAUUACGGACAGAAAAUAAUUAAGAAGAACUUGUGUCGAAACUUUAUGCUACACCUGGUCAGCAUGCAUGACUUUAACCUCAUCAGCAUAAUGUCAAUAGACAAAGCUGUUGCCAGGCUCCGAGAGAUGCAGCAGAAGUUAGAGAAAGGAGAAUCGACCUCCCCAAUGGAUGAGGAAUCUUCUGAGGAGCAGAGUGGGACAGCAAACGGAUACAGUGAAAAUAACAUGAGAGAGAGGAUUUCAGAAAUGGAUAGCAUCUCAGGUGUCACAAAACAGAGCAAGAAACAAAAGCUCUGAAGUCAGAAGCGAAAUUCCAUUCAACGGACAGCAUUGAAGUGACAUUCUAGGGUGCAUGAGCUCUAUAAAGAAUUACACACAAAAAAAUACAGAUUCCAAACAGGCACUGCUGGAUGGAAAUAAAUGAUUUCAACAAGGAUUUCGUUUUAACAGGGUUUCUAUUCAGUUACUUAUGCAAGUACUACAUGUAUAUCGGUUUUGGUGAUGUAAUGACAAUAUUCUAAGAGUUUGAGCAUGAAGAGCAAUAUGAAAAUCUUUUUGUAAUUUUAGUAAUUAGUGUCUUAAGAACUUUAUGGAAUUUACAUAAUUUAAAUAUAUGUAAAACAGUUUUUAUAUUAAGAUUUUUGCAUCUGUAUCUGGCUGUUUUUCCUACCAUGAAGUUGUGAAGGGGUUUGGGAUACAGUUUCUGCUUCUCUUAUUUAGAAGUUCUCCAGUUAGCUUUUGGUGAAAAUAAGGUCUCACUAUUUAAAGUUUAACCUGGAUCCUUGCGUUUGAAAUCAUUUAUGCAGUGCUGGUAAUGACAAACUCACGUUACACUCAGUGUAGAAGUUGGCGACCUUAGCACUUCCUUUGUCGUGUGCCUGUUUGGAAAGAUGUUGGCUUUUCACGUUGCAGACACAGUGAAGUUCCUCCUUGGCUUUUUGAGGUUACCGGCAGUUUGGUUUAUGGAUAAUUCUGAUGCGUUGAUCACACAGUGUACCAUUGAAAACUUGAACCUUAGCUCCUUUCUAGUUUUAGUACGCAUUUCCACAGCUACACGACCGCACGCGGAGCUCCGUCGCAGGGAGCCGCGCUGCUGCCCGGCCUGCAGCUCAGCCUGCUGUUGUGUGAGCGCAGCCUGCGGGGCCGGGCCGUGGUUUGGCUUUGGCUUUUGAGAUGCCACUCUUGAGGGAAAAAUGCACUGUAAAAUUGGACCAGAAAAUGUGUUGCACUUCUUAUGCAAGUAUUCUGUGAUGUAUUGUAUUCAAUACAGAUGCUAAGAUGCUGACUAAACUAUAUUUGAGCAGUUUUGCACUGCUGUUAACACAUUUUAUGCAUACGUUUACAGAUUUUUUCCAAUGGAAAGUGGUUUCACUACUGGUACAGUAUCAGCACCGAAGGGUUUAUUCCAGCAAGCACUGUGGUUGAGUGACAUCACCUCAAUUUUUUAUUAUCCUUAAAAUAUUGCAUUUUUCAUAUUCUUUAUUUAUAAAGGAACAAUGCUGCUGUAAAUACAGGUAUUUUUAAUUUUUUAUUUCAUUCCAUCACCAUGAGAUGCAGUUCCCUAUUUGUUUAAGGGGUAUAUAAGCUUUCUAAUGGUGUCUUCAGAAAUUUAUAAAAUGUAAAUACUGAUUUUGAUGGUCCUUUAAGAUGUGUUUAACUGUGAGACUAUUUAACUAAUGGUGUGGAUGUGAUUUGUCAUCCAGUAUUAAGUUCUUAGUCACUGAUUUUGUGUACAAAAUAGGAAAGAGGGAAACUGCAGCUUUCAUUACAAACUUCUUGAAUUUGCCAGCACUCUGGGUUUUAGCGAGCUCUAAUUAUGCCUCUGGAUAAGUACAUCAAGCAUUUCUCUCUGGCUUUAAUUUGCUAAAGCUGUGCACAUAUGUAAAAAAAGAAUAGAUUAUUUUAGGGGAGAUGUAGUUUAGAAUUAUUGCUUAUGUCAUUUCUUAAGCAGUUAUGCUCUUAAUGCUUAAAAGAAGGCUAGCAUUGUUUGCACAAAAAGUUGGUGAUCCCCCAAAAAACAGUAAUGAAAUUACUUCUGUCCAGUAAACUUUGUAUGUCAUGUCAAUUUAUAAUAAAAGCUGAAAAAAUCCCUUUGUUUUCUAUUUAUAAAGAUGCCUUUUCUAUAUGUACCUUUGAGAGAUUUUGAAGAUGCCGUGUAAGCUGGUUUAAACAAUUUGAAUGGUACAAUAGAUGUUUAAGGAAAGAAAAAAAGCAAAAACAAACCAAGUUCAGUUGUUUAAAUGAACCAUUGUUUUUACAUUAAAUGUUUUAUUUGAAAUCGGCUUUUGUACAUAAA